Molecule: messenger RNA, 543 nt
Organism: Limulus polyphemus (Atlantic horseshoe crab)
Lineage: Eukaryota; Metazoa; Arthropoda; Merostomata; Xiphosura; Limulidae
Exons: 5
Coding region: 1-543 (180 amino acids)
Biological process (GO): sodium ion transport
Cellular component (GO): membrane
Molecular function (GO): sodium channel activity
Source: RefSeq, a predicted model, not a curated record
AUGGCUAUUAGUACACCUAUGGUGUCUCAAGUCCCUUCUCAUGGGAAAGAUCUCUGUUUCGUCUACAGUUUAAUUACCGUGUUGAACCGUUCCUUGCCAUACCCGACGAUAACAGAAGUUAGAUAUGAAUCGUUAGAUAAACAACCUUUUCCUGCAAUGACCAUCUGCAGCACAGAAGAUUUUAACAGAUCUGAAGCAUGUGUGUAUAGCGACUUUGUCUGUCCCGAUCUGUCUCCCGACGAUCUGCAAACUGUGGCCAAAAUUGAAUUUCUGAGGCGACAAGCUAUAAUAUUGGCCGAAGACAUCCAUCUAGAAGAAUUUGGAUUUCUGUUCAAGAAUAUGAUAAAAUUUUGUAAAUUGGGCGUUCAAGUCAAAUGCAGUUUUCAGAAAUAUUACCACCCGGUGCAUGGUUUAUGUUACAUCUUCAAUAGUCACUGGGAAGAAAGAAAUUAUGUUGGAAACAUUUCACACGGAGAAAAGGAGAGUGAAACAAUUAUUGGUAAGAUCGAUAAGUGGAUACAUAAAUAUAUAUGUACCGACUGA